Lodderomyces theae is the source of this 954-nucleotide messenger RNA. It is a transcript of the gene GRE3, whose product is annotated as trifunctional aldehyde reductase/xylose reductase/glucose 1-dehydrogenase (NADP(+)). The transcript has a single exon. The record is from RefSeq and is a predicted model, not a curated record. Lineage: Eukaryota; Fungi; Ascomycota; Pichiomycetes; Serinales; Debaryomycetaceae. Gene Ontology annotation, molecular function: D-xylose reductase (NADPH) activity. Gene Ontology annotation, cellular component: cytosol. The coding region runs from base 1 to 954 and encodes 317 amino acids.
AUGAGUAUUAAAUUAAAUUCAGGACAUGAAAUGCCAAUUGUUGGCUUUGGAUGCUGGAAAGUCACCAACGAUACCGCCGCUGACCAAAUCUACAACGCCAUCAAAGUAGGUUACAGAUUAUUUGACGGUGCUCAAGAUUAUGGCAACGAGAAAGAAGUGGGCCAAGGAAUCAAUCGCGCAAUUGAUGAAGGCUUGGUCUCUCGUGAUGAGUUAUUUGUUGUGUCCAAAUUAUGGAACAAUUUUCAUGACCCCAAAAAUGUUGAAACUGCAUUGAACAAGACUUUAUCCGAUUUGAACUUGGAGUAUCUUGACUUGUUUUUGAUCCAUUUCCCAAUUGCGUUCAAGUUCGUGCCUAUUGAGGAGAAAUACCCACCGGGGUUCUAUUGUGGCGACGGUGAUAAAUUCCAUUACGAAAAUGUGCCAUUGUUGGAUACUUGGAAAGCGUUGGAAUCGUUGGUUGCAAAGGGCAAGAUUAGAUCAAUUGGUAUUUCAAAUUUCAAUGGUGGGUUGAUUUACGACUUGUUGCGCGGUGCCAAGAUCCCUCCUGCAGUUUUGCAAAUUGAACAUCAUCCAUACUUGCAACAACCUAGAUUGAUUGAGUAUGUUCAAUCUCAAGGUAUUGCAGUCACGGGGUACUCGUCAUUUGGUCCACAAUCAUUUUUGGAAUUGCAGAGUCAAAAGGCAUUGGAUACUCCAACCUUGUUUGAUCAUGCAACUAUCAAGUCAAUUGCUUCGAAGCAUAAAAAGACCCCGGCUCAAGUGUUGUUGAGAUGGGCUACUCAACGUGGGAUUGCGGUGAUUCCUAAAUCAAAUAACCCUGAUCGGUUGAAUCAGAACUUGAAUGUGAAUGAUUUCGAUUUGAGUAAAGAGGAUUUGCAAGAGAUAAGUAAGUUAGAUAAGGGAUUGAGAUUUAAUGACCCUUGGGACUGGGACCACAUUCCAAUCUUUGUUUAG